ACGGCCACGGGCACCUGGGCGGGGAGCGGCCAUGUCACGGCCCGCCCCGGCGCAUGCGCGGCGCCACCCCGGCAAGAUGGCGGAAACCGAGGAGCCGAGGCGGCGGAUCCCGCUGGUGCCGGAGAACUUGCUGAAGAAGAGGAAGGCGUACCUGGCCAUCAAGGCCACCCAGGCCAAGCAGGCGCUGCUCAACAAGCGCAAGCAGCAGAAGGGGAAACAAAUCCAGUUCAGACGCCUUGAGACUUUUGUUCGCGAUUCGUGGCGCAAACGCCGCGAUGACACCCGGCUGAGGCGCAUGGAGCAGAGACCUGGGCAGGCGGUGGCGGCACCUCAGGAGCGCAAACUGGCCUUCGUCGUGCGGAUUGUGGAUAUCAAGGGGGUGACCAGGAGGGUAAAAAGAGCGAUGGAGUUGCUGCGGCUGAGGAAGAAUUUCACCGGGAUAUUUGUUAAACUGACCCCGUUAACCCUGAAGUUGCUGCGGGUUGUGGAACCGUAUGUGGCAUGGGGAUACCCAAACUUGAAAUCUGUACGAGAGCUCAUCCUGAAACGGGGCCAGGCCGUGAUCAAGAAGAAGAGGGUGCCUCUGACAGACAACAUGCUGAUAGAGGAACAUUUAGGGGGCUGUGGUAUUAUUUGCCUGGAAGACCUUAUUCAUGAAAUCUACUCAACUGGGAAGUAUUUCAAAAAAGUCACCAAGUUUCUGUGGCCAUUCCACCUGUCGGUGGCUCGCCACGCGUCGCGUAACAGAGUGGGUUUCCUCAAAGAAAUGGGAAAGCCUGGCUACAGAGGGGAAGCCAUCAACCAGCUCAUACGUCAGCUGAACUAGUCAGGGUCUUUGUGAAAACUUCAGGAUUUAUAACCUGUUCCUUUUUCUCAUGUAACUAAUGGACAUGAUCUAUAUGCAAGGGGAUCCACUAUCUCUCUUGACUGUUGGUGCCUCU
This is a messenger RNA of Empidonax traillii (willow flycatcher), 941 nucleotides long. It is a transcript of the gene RPL7L1, whose product is annotated as ribosomal protein L7 like 1. The record is from RefSeq and is a predicted model, not a curated record. Lineage: Eukaryota; Metazoa; Chordata; Aves; Passeriformes; Tyrannidae. Bases 32 to 826 code for a protein of 264 amino acids. Gene Ontology annotation, cellular component: cytosolic large ribosomal subunit. Gene Ontology annotation, molecular function: RNA binding; structural constituent of ribosome. The transcript has 7 exons. Gene Ontology annotation, biological process: maturation of LSU-rRNA from tricistronic rRNA transcript (SSU-rRNA, 5.8S rRNA, LSU-rRNA).